AUGUCUGUGAUCACGUGGGAUCAUGUUGAUAAUCCACAAACUUCACUAACAGAGAAACAACUAGAAUCAGUAUUCCUGCUGAACUCAUUAAAUUCAACCCAUGGAGAAGCAUCUAGUGAUCAGUCUGACAAGUGUCAAGAUGGAAAUAAUACACCAGAGCAUUUGUGUGUGCAUUUAGCCUCUCAUUUUUAUUCUUGGUUAUCGUCUGUUGAACAGAAUUUAAGUACUGAAACAUCUGAAGUACCGAGUGAAUUUCUAAGCUUCAUUUCGGGUAGAAAAGCUGAAUGUCUGAAAGUUUUAAAAAUUGUUGAAGAAAUACUCUCAAAACUAUCUGUUUUGGAAAACAAUUACUUGAGUAUUUCACAAACUACUAAUGAGCUACAUGAAUUAUGUGAGCAUCUACUAAGACAACAGAAUGAAAUGGUUGAAUAUGCCGGUUCAAUUGAAGAAUGUUUGGUCAAUUUUGUUCAGGUGGAUAUGAUUAGGACUGAACUUGGAGUAACUAAUUUCGUAGUUUCUCGGGAGAAGUUGUUACCAAUUUUAAACAAGCUGGAUUCAAGUUUAAUAUAUUUUCGGGAUCACCCACAUUUUAAAGAAUCUCCAAACUAUUUAGCUAAAGUGAAAUCUGCACUGAAAUUAGCUCUUGGACUUAUUAAAAUCAAUGUAACAAAUACCAUCGAAAGAACAAUAAAUGAGCUUCUGGAUUUACACGAUGUUAUCAGUCCUGAAAAUUCAUUUAUUCUACUGUAUGGAAGAUUCCGUUCACAUGGACCAAAAAUACGGUCUUUAAUGACGUUACUCGAAGAAAGAGUUCAUGUAACUGAUGAGUAA
Molecule: messenger RNA, 831 nt
Organism: Trichobilharzia regenti
Lineage: Eukaryota; Metazoa; Platyhelminthes; Trematoda; Strigeidida; Schistosomatidae
Source: the annotation of a GenBank genome assembly